AUAAACAGACUUCAAUUGUGUGUGUGCGUGUUGGGCAGUGACCAGUUUUUGAAUUUUUCGGUCAUUGCUUAGUUCAUUUCGUUUUGUUCCUAAACGUGUUCGGCCAUUGAUUUGGCCGAUAUUCAACUUCAUUCAAAACGUUUUGCGUCGAGGCAAUACGCACCAUGGGCUGCGCACAGUCUGCCGAGGAGCGAGCCGCAGCCGCUCGCAGUCGCCUGAUCGAGCGUAAUCUCAAAGAGGAUGGAAUACAAGCGGCCAAGGAGAUAAAGCUGCUGCUGUUGGGCGCCGGUGAAUCGGGCAAAAGCACAAUAGUCAAACAAAUGAAAAUUAUUCACGAGAGCGGGUUCACUGCUGAGGACUUUAAACAAUAUCGACCGGUUGUCUACAGCAACACAAUACAAUCAUUAGUUGCAAUAUUGCGAGCCAUGCCAAAUCUUAGUAUUCAGUAUAGCAAUAACGAGCGAGAGAGCGAUGCAAAAAUGGUUUUCGAUGUUUGCCAACGCAUGCAUGACACCGAACCCUUCUCAGAGGAGCUGCUGGCCGCCAUGAAGCGUCUCUGGCUGGAUGCUGGUGUACAGGAAUGUUUCUCGCGCAGCAACGAAUAUCAAUUGAAUGAUUCCGCUAAAUAUUUCCUUGAUGAUUUGGAUCGGUUAGGCGCCAAGGACUAUCAGCCAACCGAACAGGAUAUUUUGCGCACGCGAGUCAAGACCACCGGCAUUGUCGAGGUGCAUUUCUCCUUCAAAAAUCUGAACUUCAAAUUGUUCGAUGUGGGCGGUCAGCGUUCGGAGCGUAAGAAGUGGAUACAUUGCUUCGAGGAUGUUACAGCGAUUAUUUUCUGCGUGGCCAUGUCUGAGUACGAUCAGGUGUUGCAUGAGGACGAAACUACGAACCGCAUGCAAGAGUCGCUGAAGCUGUUCGAUUCCAUUUGCAACAACAAAUGGUUUACGGACACUUCGAUCAUAUUGUUCUUGAACAAAAAGGAUCUGUUCGAGGAGAAAAUACGCAAGAGUCCGCUCACCAUUUGCUUUCCCGAGUAUACAGGUGGCCAGGAGUACGGCGAGGCGGCCGCCUAUAUACAAGCUCAGUUUGAAGCGAAAAACAAAUCAACCUCGAAAGAAAUCUACUGCCACAUGACGUGCGCCACAGACACCAACAACAUACAGUUUGUCUUCGAUGCUGUCACCGAUGUCAUCAUAGCAAACAAUCUGCGCGGCUGUGGUCUGUACUAAGCGCCCGCCCAAAAAGGGGCGCUGCAUGUUUAAAGGCGGGGCACAAAUGGGAACCGUUACGGUAUUAACAGCGCGGGAGCACAACAACCCACCAGCAUUGAUCAAAAAGCAAAUUGAUGAUAGAACCAACAACCACAACAAACAAACAAACAAACAAGCAACACACAGAUACACACAUACACACAAACACUCGAAAAUUUGCAGCAAGAACAACUAAAGCAAAGAAGCCCAAAGAACUUAACAAAUGUGUAUACAUAGUUAUGUGAAAUAUUAUACAGUUGAGCAUAGAGAGUUCGAGAGCCUCUCGGUUAGGCCUCAAGUCACACAUUUGAAUGAGAAAGCAUUUCCUAUCUACUACUAUUUGCAUGCAAGCCACAUGUAUGACAUGAUACGCACACACACACACACACACACACAGUCACACACACACAAACAUACACAUUAUGCAAGCAUUAAUGCAUUAAUCUGUAGCUGUUGUUUGGUCUGAAUAAUUUUAUAGAAUUUCAUAAUUUAUGUAUGUGUAGUUUAGUUUCUCGUGUAUUUAUUAUUAAACAAAAUACCAAGUCAAGUCA
Messenger RNA from Drosophila busckii, 1801 nucleotides. It is a transcript of the gene Galphao, whose product is annotated as G protein alpha o subunit. Lineage: Eukaryota; Metazoa; Arthropoda; Insecta; Diptera; Drosophilidae. The record is from RefSeq and is a predicted model, not a curated record. Gene Ontology annotation, molecular function: GTPase activity; GTP binding; G protein-coupled receptor binding. The transcript has 7 exons. Gene Ontology annotation, cellular component: heterotrimeric G-protein complex. The coding region runs from base 165 to 1229 and encodes 354 amino acids. Gene Ontology annotation, biological process: adenylate cyclase-modulating G protein-coupled receptor signaling pathway.